AUGAAUCAAGCCGGACAGAAACAGGAGAAUGCCUCCGACUUCGUGUUCCCCAAAAGCUACAACUUCCCUCCCUUCUUCAGCCCUCAACCUACAGCGUUGACCCGCGAGGCCCAGUUGAGGAAAUGGUCAAUAUUCAUCCAGAGAUAUUGCAGGCAUCAUCGUAUAUUCCAGCUCACCAUCAUCGAAGCCCUGGACACGCCGCUCUUCCACAAUGCUACACUGAAGAAGCGUCUGAGUCUCAAGGAUGCCAAAGCAGUCAUCGACUACAUGGUGAGCAAGGCGGGCGAUGAACGGGCCGAGUGGCUGGGUCCAGAGAAGGCGUCGGCCUGGAUCUGGUGGCGCAAGCCGGAGGAAUGGGCGACGCUGAUUGCCGCCUGGGUCGAUGAGACAGGCCAGAAAGGCACAGUCCUGACCCUCUACGAAUUGGUCCAGGGGGAAACCACCGAAAAGCAGGAAUUCUAUGGUCUGGAUAUGGAAGUGCUACGCAAGAGCCUCCAGACGUUGGUCAAAAAGGGCAAAGCUCAAGUCUUUGGUGCAGAAGACCAGCAGGGUGUCAAGUUCUUCUGA
Capronia coronata CBS 617.96 is the source of this 567-nucleotide messenger RNA. RefSeq lists its product as uncharacterized. Bases 1 to 567 code for a protein of 188 amino acids. The transcript has a single exon. The record is from RefSeq and is a predicted model, not a curated record. Gene Ontology annotation, cellular component: ESCRT II complex. Gene Ontology annotation, molecular function: protein homodimerization activity; structural molecule activity. Gene Ontology annotation, biological process: protein transport to vacuole involved in ubiquitin-dependent protein catabolic process via the multivesicular body sorting pathway. Lineage: Eukaryota; Fungi; Ascomycota; Eurotiomycetes; Chaetothyriales; Herpotrichiellaceae.